Sinocyclocheilus grahami is the source of this 1870-nucleotide messenger RNA. RefSeq names its product zinc transporter ZIP10-like. Lineage: Eukaryota; Metazoa; Chordata; Actinopteri; Cypriniformes; Cyprinidae. Bases 1 to 1377 code for a protein of 458 amino acids. The transcript is spliced from 8 exons. Gene Ontology annotation, molecular function: zinc ion transmembrane transporter activity; monoatomic cation:bicarbonate symporter activity. The record is from RefSeq and is a predicted model, not a curated record. Gene Ontology annotation, cellular component: plasma membrane. Gene Ontology annotation, biological process: zinc ion import across plasma membrane; intracellular monoatomic cation homeostasis.
AUGUCUGAGAAUCAAGGAGGGAAUCAAAGUAAAACUGUCCGUCUUUCUCUCCCUCAGUGUCUGAAUUUAACGCAGCUUCUACACCAAUACGGACUGAGCUCGGAUUCUCUCAUAUCUCCAAUGCAGUUCACCUAUUUAUGUCCUGCACUGCUCUACCAGAUAGAUAGACGCUUCUGCAUCCUUCAUUAUCACCACGUUGAAACUGAAGUACAAGAUGCAGCAUCAUCAGUAUGGGUCUGGAUGUGGGGCUUUGUGUCGAUCACCAUCAUCAGCCUGCUGUCUCUGCUGGGUGUUGUUCUGGUGCCCAUCCUCAACCAGUCCUGCUUCAAGUUUCUCUUGACCUUCCUGGUGGCGCUGGCAGUGGGAACCCUCAGCGGGGAUGCCUUACUGCAUCUACUCCCUCAUUCUCAGAGUGGCCAUGAUCACAGCCAUGGAGGACAUGCAGAGGAAGAACCUGAAGAGGAUUUUCUUACAAAGUUUGAUGGAGUUUGGAAAGGACUGACUGCACUAGCAGGAAUCUACCUCCUCUUCAUCAUUGAACAUUGCAUUGGCAUGUUCAAACACUACAGCAACCAAAGGGGAAGCCUCUGCCAGAGGAAGAAGAAAGGAGAGCAAGCAAAGAUUGGGAGGAAAUUGUCAGACCACAAACUCAACAGGCGUUCAGAUGCCGAGUGGCUCCAUCUGAAGCCUCUAACAGAGGGAGAAGGUACAACGCGUGAAGCCGGACACAAUGACACUCAGAUGACAGAGUUGCAGCCUCUGGAUUCACCCAGCAAGAUGCCACUGGCCAUAUCUGAUUCAGAUCACCCCUUCAAGGAUGCUGAAAAAACAGAGGACGACAGCGGGCCAAAGGCAAAUUCAAAAAACCAUGGACAAGAUCAUGGACACGGACACGGCCAUGGUCACUCCCACCAUGGACACUGUCACUCUGACCAGGAAAUGAAAGAUGCGGGGAUCGCCAGUAUAGCAUGGAUGGUCAUCAUGGGAGAUGGCAUGCAUAACUUUAGUGAUGGACUUGCUAUAGGUGCUGCGUUCAGUGCUAAUAUUACAGGUGGCAUUAGUACUUCAGUUGCUGUGUUCUGUCAAAAACUGCCUCAUGAACUAGGUGACUUUGCUGUUUUAUUGAAGGCUGGGAUGUCAGUGAAGCAAGCCAUUGUGUACAAUGUCCUCUCUGCCUUGAUGGCUUAUGCUGGCAUGGUGAUUGGCACGGUUGUGGGACAGUACACGCACAACGUCACCAGCUGGAUCUUUGCUGUUACUGCUGGCAUGUUUCUCUAUGUGGCAUUAGUGGAUAUGGUAAGAGAACCGAAAUGUGGAUUUAUUUGCUUACCAGUUGGGCUGCAUGAAUAUGUUAUAAUUAUUGAUUACUUGAAAUGAAUCAAGGACCUUUCACACAGAACACGCUGUUGCAUUCCACCGCGCUGCUUGUCCAUUGUUUUUCUAUGUUAACAUGCUCUAGAUGGAUGUUUGAGCAUUAUGCUCACGUCUCAUGUCUUUUGUUGUGUCUCAUGCACAGUCACAGUGUUUAAAUUAAAAGUAUAUGAACUUUUAAAAAUGUCUCUAGACCUUGCUUUUUUCUAUCUUUUAUUAUUGUACUGCCGCACAUCUUGAGUUUUCCGGUGCAAAAAUUUGAGUGAAUGGCCUCUCACACAUUCAAAAUAAGGUGACUACUAGUUAUAAAAGCACAACAACUGUUCUAAUUUCAAAUAAAUUAUACACAAUAUUAUUGACAAUAUUAGAGUGCUCCCAUUAUAAUCACCAAAGCUGUCUGCAUAUUCACUAUGUCUGAACCCUGCAAUUCAGCACAAGCUCACUGAGUUCUGCACUCCUGUGAACAAUUAAAUGAUUACAAUCAACAAAGCUGUCUACA